Molecule: messenger RNA, 927 nt
Organism: Thyridium curvatum
Lineage: Eukaryota; Fungi; Ascomycota; Sordariomycetes; Thyridiales; Thyridiaceae
Exons: 10
Coding region: 1-927 (308 amino acids)
Molecular function (GO): oxidoreductase activity
Source: RefSeq, a predicted model, not a curated record
AUGGCGGCCGAACAACAUGUCUCGUUCAAGAUCGAUGAGCUUUUCUCAGUGAAGGGAAAGGUUGUUGUCGUGACUGGUGGAGGCUCUGGUCUCGGCAAGGCGAUCGCUGAAGGAUUCGCCGUCAAUGGUGCCAGGGUCUACAUUGUUGGAAGGAGGCAGGAAACUCUCGACACCGCAGCAAAGCAAAUCGGCGGUGACAUUCACACUAUCCAGGGAGAUGUGCAGACCAAGUCGGGGUGCAUUCAGAUCGUUGAAGCCGUGAAGUCCAAAGAGACCCACAUUGAUACACUGAUCAACUGUGCUGGUGUCAAUAGCCCGUGGAGGGUGAUGGCAAAGGACCACAAUGACGCCGACCAAGUCGAGAACAUGCUCAUCAAUGGGCUGGAAGAGUGGGUUACCAUCACAGAGGACUUCGACAGAAGCAACCAAAUCAAUGUCAUGGGCGUUUAUUUCCUGACUGUCAACUUCAUCCCGUUGCUCCGAAAGUCAGCAGAUCCUAACGUCUGCAUCAUCGCGUCGCUCGCUGCCAUCGGCAACCAGAGAUCAAUGGGAUCUUUGACAUAUGGAAUUUCAAAAGCCGCAACUGUUCAUCUUGCUAAGCUUCUUGCUGGACGUUUGCACCCUAUGCAGAUCCGUGUCAAUACCAUCUGCCCCGGUAUCUUUCCCUCCGAGAUGACCGGCACCACUGCCGGGAAGCAUGCGUACAACAUCAACCACCAGGCUAAGAGGGCGGCGAAGCGAUGCACUGCUGGCCGUCCCGGGCGCCCUGAGGAGAUGGUUGGCCCUGUGAUCCUCCUCUCGAGUGCCGGCGGUGCCUAUAUGAACUAUGCACUCCUAACGGUUGACGGCGGCCGGUUGAUGGGCAUAUCGAUCAACGACGGCAUCAGGAUGCCCGAUGAUACUUAUACUGAUGAGAUUUUGGGUUGA